GAGGAGGGGGGGGGGGUACGUCCUGUUACUAUGGUGACACGCCAAACAUUAGCUCAGGCUAAUUACACCGUCUGAGUCGUGCGACAGAAAUUGGCAGUAAAACGGAACUCACCAGAGUAAUUACUCGACACGAUGUCCUUAUCCUUAUCGAAGAUUCAGAGCCUGAGAACAGUGGCUGCACUGGAAGACUGCGUUCACCAGUUGGACUUACUGGGACAUUCCCUGUCGGUGCAGAUCAGCAGGGAGCGAGGCUCCACAUCCACACAGGAAAAAGACAGGCUGGUGCAGCUCAAAGCAGAAUGUCAGUUCAUCGACCAUCACGUCACCAAGCUGUGCUGUGAGCUGGAGGACACCCAGAGUUUUGAGUCAAUUCCUCAGGCCAUGGAGGAGGAUGAGGCACAGAAAGCAGCCAGGAAGAAAAGAGAGGAUGAAAAAAAGCGGAAAGAGAGAGAACAGGCUCUGCUGAUACUACAGCAGGAAAUCGAGGACAAAAAGGAUCAAAUCCACAAAAUGUACCUCCUUUUGAAUGACCUGGAAGAAGAAACAUCCAAACUGCAGAAUAAAAAGAAGACAAAAACCACGGUCCUGUUCCCACAAAUAGUCAAAGAGACGUGGCAGAAGGCUCAACUUUUGGACCAGCUGGAGCUUAUGCAGAAGCAGAUGGAAGAAGAGGCGAGAUUUCACGAGGAGACCGUGACGUUCCUCCAGGUUCAGUACGAGGAGUUUCAACAGAGGCUGCACAAGUGGAAGCAGCAAACCAAGAAGAUGCAGCAGGAAAAGCAGAGCAAGCUGGAUAACCUGGGCUGCAAAAGAACUUUGAACAUAGACAAGCUGAUGGAGAUGAGGAGGAUGUUUAAGGAGAUGGAGCGGGUGGUGCUGCAGGACAAGAAGAACCAGGACUUGCAAAGCCAACUGGAGGAGAAAGCUGUAGCCGCCACAACGCUCCAGGCCUACUGGAGGGGCACCAUGGUCCGCAGAGGCCUCGGCCCCUACAAGAAGGUAGAGGAGAAGAAAGGCAAGAAGAAGAAAGGGAAGAAGAAGAAGUGACUUUUUUUCUUCCACCGCCAUGUUUGCAAGUUAAGCAAAAAAAUAUAUAAGAAAUUGGACAAAAAUAUGUAAACUAUACAUGUCUUUAUUGUAAAAAAAGUAGUAUUACAAAAUAUUACAAAUGUUUUUUAAAAUGAAUCAAACAAGCAAGUUGAUUAGAAGCGGAGUGUCACAAAUCAAACAAUACAAGCUAAAUUACAUUUUCCGUUUCGUACACUUACAAGGUUUUCCCUGAGGGAAAAAUGAGUCGGAAAUGUCAAUAAAUAAAAUAUAUAUAUGUUAAAAAAUACUUUGAGCAAUAAAUAGCACUGGCAAGUUUACUCUUAA
Messenger RNA from Xiphophorus couchianus (Monterrey platyfish), 1374 nucleotides. It is a transcript of the gene drc9, whose product is annotated as dynein regulatory complex subunit 9. The record is from RefSeq and is a predicted model, not a curated record. Gene Ontology annotation, cellular component: motile cilium; cytoplasm. Gene Ontology annotation, biological process: cilium organization. Gene Ontology annotation, molecular function: protein binding. The transcript has 10 exons. The coding region runs from base 133 to 1047 and encodes 304 amino acids. NCBI's taxonomy places the organism in Eukaryota, Metazoa, Chordata, Actinopteri, Cyprinodontiformes, Poeciliidae.